Messenger RNA from Owenia fusiformis, 3563 nucleotides. Lineage: Eukaryota; Metazoa; Annelida; Polychaeta; Sabellida; Oweniidae. The record is from the annotation of a GenBank genome assembly.
GAGAAGUGAUGUAAUUGUUAUCGUCUGCAUCAGUCACAAUGAAAUUGUCAACGUAUGCAGAUUGUUUUGAUGGUUCCGAAACGCUGUUGUCAACGUCACCCGGUGAACUGUAUCAGUUUACACAACAACUUCACAGAGACGAUACGGCUUUGAUUGAAGAAAUGGUGAAAACUGACGAUCUCGGAGACCUAGCUUGGCUGGUUGGAUAUAAUGCUUCACCCGAUGGCUUACCCAAAGACAAGCCUGACUCAAAACUUUCUUACAAGAAGAAAUCAAAGAAACUAGCUGCAGAUGUCCCAAGUGCUAUGUCUGGUGAAGAAAGGGGACACAAACCACCAUUUACAUAUGGGGAACUCAUUGAGGCUGCCUUAACUGACAAAGGUCCACUAUGCCUUUCAGAUAUUUACAAUUGGAUCAGGUCAAAGUUCUCAUAUUACAGAGACCCAAUCAAUUUAGGAUGGCAGAAUGGAAUUCGCCACCGUUUGUCUACAACGCCAAGGUUUGUUGUGUCUAAGCGCAGAGGGGAGCCAGGUAAAGGAGGUGUGUGGCGUAUAGCUGAUGAAUCCACUUUGCUCAGAGUUAAAGCAGAAGCAGCAGAAAAACACCACUGGAAAAAACAGAAACUAACCGAGUAUGAGACCAACAGUAAAUUCAGAGUGCGACGUAGACGGGUGCCGGAACCCAUGGAGCCUCAUUUUGACAUAGAGUCAUGUGACAUGGAGUCAGCCGAGGAAGACGAACCUCUCCAAAGUACUGAGGCAAAUUCCCUUGGCCGACCAAUCAUCCCAGAUGGAGUGAUAGCAAUGGGGCUAGGAAGAAAGACAACCACCAAAGAUCAACCCAAUAAGAUCCAUGACAUAGCUGUCCACCCAAAAACAAACACCCUUAAUACCAUAGAUGUAAAUCAGCUGUACACCCCCAAAGAUGAUGCCAAUAAAGAAAACGAUGCAAUUCACAAUGUAGAUGAGGCGGAGAAUGCUGUAAAACUAUUAAAGAAGUUCACUGACAAUAUGCUGGAUGAUGAGUUUAUUGAUGUGGUGAAUAACUCAUCAGAUGAUGACUCUAAAGAUGGGAAGACGAAGGCUGAUGGUGAGGUGGAAGAUGAGGAAAAUCCACUCCCAAAAAGUAUCACUAAGAAAACUGAUAAGUCCAACUCAGACUCAAAGAUAAAAUGUGAUAAACCACCAAGCUCUGUCAGUAUGAAUGAAGACGCUGCAGCACCAAGGUCAAAUGAUGCGAACAACAAAGAGGAUGCAGCGUCAACAUUGGAUGCAUCAAGCAAACAGGACCUGGUAAAACACAUGGCAAUAGAGCUGAUCAAAUCAAUAACACCAAAGAGCAGAAAGACAGCAACUGAUAAAGGGUUGAGUGAUGAAUCUAAACAUGAUACAGAGAAGAAAGAAAAGAAAACACCUGAUAAUGACUGUCAAACCCAAGAGGACACAAUUCCUAGCGAAGCAGAAAUAGAUGACUUGAGUGGAGAUGAAGAUGACUUAAUAUCAGAUGAAAGUGUCCAUUUAGAUGACACCGAUGAUGAGAAUCUUUCAACUAGUGUUACCCAUUGGAAAAUACAGAUGGAAGAUGAUAUUGAGCUCCAAGAUGAGACCAUUGAUAAGAACAAUAACAGCAUGAUGGAGCCAAUCAAAACCCCAAGUGAGAAAAAUGAAGAUGCAACGAAAACGAAACAUAUUAAUUUGGAACCAAAAGGAGAUAAAGUAAAUCCCGAUGGAAAAUCCAUCGUAUGUAGUAAAUUAGGCAGCAUUGUCCGAUUCAAAGUGAAAAAUCACAAAGAUGUCUAUAAGGGACAAAAGUUUAAAGUUGUUCCUCUUAAAACCCCAGUUACAACUAAUCCAUCUGUAGACAAGGCUACAGAUGUACUGUCAAAGUGGGCCUCAGAAGUUGAGGUCAAAAAUCAGAAAAUCGUUGAUCAGUUCAAAGAAAAUGCAAAAAGCAAGGACCCGAAAACCACCUCAUUUGGAGACUUUGUUACCACACCAGGAAUUUGGACCACGAUUACAGAACCGGGAAAGAGAGACAAGAUCUGCAUGAAUAAGAAACUGUUGCAGAAAUCAAAAGAGAAACGCAAAAGAAAACGAAGCUUGUCCAUUGGAGAAACAUCAUACAAUAUGAAACCUGGUCCAAUUGAGUUACAUAAAAGACAGUCCCCAUGUAAAUUCCCUAAAAAAACAAAGCCAAAUAUCCCUGCACCAAGGGCUGUAAAAUCAGAUGGGAACCUUCUACAGUAUGCAUCGAUGAGUGGAGAUAUUCCCAUUAUCCCAAAGGGUCUUCCUGCCUUACAGACCAACUGGAUACCAUACAGUCAACAUGGUUAUGUGCCCCUCCAAGCUCAAGAAAACGUACUGGCAUUUAUGAAGAAUAAAACUGCGAGAAAGUCAAAAUCUAACAAAGUACAAGGUGCUCAAAGGUCACAAUCAGCAACAUAUAAUGGUGCUGAAGAUGCAACGGGAAAUCACCACCAACGCAUUAUGAACCCACGAGCUAACUUCACUAUUGCUACUCCGAUGAUGCCGAGAUCAGAAUUAUCAAAUAUCCAGAGUCUACUUGCCAAUAAGCCAUCUGCGGUUAACUAUCCCAGCGCAAGAUACCCCCGCAUGUUAAACACCCAGAAUGCCCCUGCUCCACAGGGUCACCUUGGAAACCCAUAUAAUACACAAACACCUCAGAUGUCAACUGCUCAGCACCCAGUUGUACAAAUAUAUGACCACUAUAGCCAGAGUUUACUGUCCCCAGGUGGAGGGGACCAGCCAGAAAUCAUGUCCCUCGUACAAAAACAAAACAAUUAUCUAUGCCCCCAAGUUUAUUCUAAAAACAACCUACCUCAAAACGUCCAUACCAUGCCUCAAAAUCCCCAAAUUCAAAAUGAAAGUAACCCUCCUCAUGGGGUUUUAUGGAGUCAAGGGAAUGAGAUCCAUGUGCCAGAGGUCCUUCAAAACACACAGAAAGGAUAUUUGGCACUAGGUCCACAAGUCAUUCAAGGUACACGAAAAGGCAAACUAACAAUCCAACCACAAGUUCCUGACAACUCACAAAAGGGACAAAUAACAUUAGGGCCAGAGGUACUCCAAAAUAUACAUAAGGGACAAUUAUUACUGGGAUCACAGAAAGGACUACAAACACAGGGACAGGGGAUGCAGACAACAUUCAACUAUGAAGGCUGCGAUGUGCCAGUGGAGUGUACUCAAGGAUUCUAUGAAGGAUGGUGUGAUCCCAGCAUGCAAUACAACGGCACACCCUACAACAAUACCUCCUUCAUGUCUCCUACAGGUUUUACUGGCACUGGUAGCUGAAAAUAUAUACAACUUACACAUCACAAACUGACGAUAUUAUUAUCGUGUGCUGAACUAUGACAUGCAACAUUUUGUGAUACUGGUCAAGGUUUCACUGAAACCCCUCAACACAAUAUUUGCCAGUUGCUCAAGCCAAAGUGAAACAUUGCUGGAUAGUUUGCCAAAAACAUUCCAUUUAAAUAUGAACUUUGUGCCAAAUGUUGAAAGGCAUUAUAAAAUGCACAUUGUGCCAAGUGCAUCAUAAUGUGAACAUUG